ACCCACUGGGCCACCGAGCCAGCCAGCCAGCCCGCCCAGCGGCCCCCAGGCCUUGCCCCCCGUUCGGCAGCUGAGGCCGAGGAAGAAGAUGCCCGGCAAGAAAGCCCUCAUAGUGUUGGCUCAUGAGGUGAAGACGUCGUUCAACCAUGCCAUGAAAGAAGCUUCUGUGGAGGCGCUAAAGAAAAAAGGAUGGGAAGUCAUGGUGUCCGAUCUCUAUGCCAUGAAGUUUAACCCUGUGAUCUCCAGAAAUGACAUCACAGGUAACCUAAAAGAUCCUGACAACUUUCAGUAUCCUGUGGAGUCAGUUCUGGCUUAUAAAGAAGGUCGGCUGAGCCCAGAUAUUGUUGCUGAACAGAGAAAACUGGAAGCUGCAGACCUUGUGAUAUUCCAGUUCCCUUUUCAGUGGUUUGGGAUGCCCGCUAUCUUGAAGGGCUGGUUCGAGCGAGUGUUCAUCGGAGAAUUUGCCUACUCUUACGCCACCAUGUAUGACCAAGGCCCCUUUAAGAAAAAGAAGGCUCUUCUCUCCAUCACCACUGGUGGUGCGGGUUCCAUGUACUCUCUCCUAGGCGUCCACGGGGACAUGAAUAUCCUCCUCUGGCCAAUCCAGAGUGGCAUCCUGUAUUUCUGUGGCUUCCAAGUCUUGGAGCCCCAGAUCGCUUACAGCAUUGGCCACACCCCAGCAGAUGCCCGGAUUAAAAUCCUGGAAGAGUGGAAGCAACGCUUGGGGAACAUCUGGGAGGAGGCCCCGCUGACCUUUGCUCCGAGCAGUUACUUCAAUCUGAACUUCCAGGCAGGCUUCUUGAUGAAAAAAGAGAUUCAAGAAGAGCAGAAAAACAAGAAAACUGGGCUGUCGGUGGGUCACCACUUGGGCAAGAGUAUUCCAACCGACAACCAGGUCAAAGUCAAGAAGUAGUUUUUCUAGGAAAGCCGCCCACGGUUGCCUUACACUAGUAAUUUUUUUCCAAUCUAUUUGAUAAGUGAUGUCUCAGCGUCAGUGGUGGUGCUUUGGAGGGGGCGGUGAGGAUUUGGAUUCACAUAAAUUACCUUUUAAUUAUCUUGAGGAGAGUUUUCCUCAAGACCAUAGGUCCCUCCUUCAGGACAGAAACUCCCAUUCACAUCCAGGCUUCGAGAGCCAGGAUUUAGAUUUACAGGGCUUAAGAUUUAUACAUGUGUUCACCCGAGCAGAGUCACACACUUGAACCGGAUGACAGGGCAUACGGAAAAUGAGUCACUAUCUAAAAUCUUGUUUCGGCUGUAUAUUUUGGGGUUUACCCACUACAUACGGUCAAAUAAAUAUAAAUAUCCAGUUACAUAAACUUACCCAGAAACCUGGGUAGGUUUCCACAGCCAUACAAAGCAAGGGUGGUAGUAGCUGAAGACACUUGGCCAAGAACGAACUUCCAGGGCUAUAAUCCUCUAGUUUUGGUGAUAAAAAUAAAUAGAGGUCUUUGUGGGCGUGGAACAUGUCUGCCAACCCUGUUCUAUUGUAUUCUCCCAAGUGUCUAGUACUGUUCUCUGCACACAGCGCUCAAUAAAUAUGAUUUAUUAAGGAUUGAA
Tachyglossus aculeatus (Australian echidna) is the source of this 1557-nucleotide messenger RNA. It is a transcript of the gene NQO1, whose product is annotated as NAD(P)H quinone dehydrogenase 1. The record is from RefSeq and is a predicted model, not a curated record. NCBI's taxonomy places the organism in Eukaryota, Metazoa, Chordata, Mammalia, Monotremata, Tachyglossidae. Gene Ontology annotation, molecular function: NAD(P)H dehydrogenase (quinone) activity. The transcript has 6 exons. Gene Ontology annotation, cellular component: cytosol. Bases 89 to 913 code for a protein of 274 amino acids.